AUGGAUUUUGAACAAGAUAGUGAUUUUUCUGAAGAUUUGCCUCAAGAUUUGUUGCAUGAAGAUAAUGUGCAAAGUGACCAAGAUAUAGAUAAUAUUGAUGAAUUCAAUAACAUUGAUGGUCUUCUAUAUAAUCUAGAUGAAAUACAAGAGUUAGUUUCAAAUCAUUUUCAAGAUGCAGAAAAGUUAAAUGAGCCAGUAAAAAUUAAUUUUGAAAUUGAACUAGAUUCAGCUCUUAUUGAAAGCAUUUUUCCAGAAUUCAUAUUAGAAACACAAGAUUUUGAAACCAUUAAAGAAAGCUUUUAUCAAUUAAUUCAAAGUAAUAUUGAAUACAAUAUACAAAAUUCUGAGUUAUAUAGGCAUCUUCAACAUGAAAAUCUUAUUGAUAUGCAAAUAUAUACCAAAGAGCAGCUCUUGUCAACAAAAAAAUAUCUUGAAAGCAAAGAGCAUAAAAUUCUUUAUUACUUGAAUAACGACUUUGUAAAAGUUCUUGGAUUUACAACAUCUUUGUUUAACAGUAUUGAUGCUUCAAACUUAAAAGAGAUUAUCAUCUCAGAUGGUAAUACUAGAAAUUUGUGUUCAGAUAAUCACAUCCAAGAAAUUGUAGAUAUUGUCAAACA
Molecule: messenger RNA, 617 nt
Organism: Cetraspora pellucida
Lineage: Eukaryota; Fungi; Glomeromycota; Glomeromycetes; Diversisporales; Gigasporaceae
Source: the annotation of a GenBank genome assembly